CGGCGCCGGGGGCGGGCGGCCGCAUGAGGCGCUGGGCCGGCGGCCGCGGGAGGGCGGCGCGGCCCGCGGCCCGGUCGCUCCCGCUGCAGCUGCUGGCCGGCGCGCUGUGCCCUGACAGCUGGGCCUCGGCCGCUCUCGUCUCGGCCGCGUCUCGGGCCGCCGCUGGUGACCACUCGCCGCGCUGCCGGAGGCUUCACCCGCGCCCUCCCUCAGGACGCGCCCGCGAAGCUCGGGCGCCUUCGCCCCGGACCCGGAGGCCGCGCUGCGCGGGGCGGCGGCGAGGCUGGAAGAUGGCCUGGGUGCUCAAGAUGGACGAGGUGAUCGAGUCCGGGCUGGUGCACGACUUCGACUCCAGCCUGUCCGGCAUCGGGCAGGAGCUGGGCGCCGGCGCCUACAGCAUGAGUGAUGUAUUGGCAUUGCCCAUUUUCAAGCAAGAAGAUUCCAGCCUUUCUUUGGAUGGUGAGGCCAAGCACCCCCCAUUUCAGUAUGUGAUGUGUGCUGCGACUUCACCAGCCGUGAAACUGCAUGAUGAGACCCUCACUUACUUGAACCAAGGCCAGUCUUAUGAAAUUCGGAUGCUGGAUAAUCGCAAAAUGGGAGAUAUGCCUGAGAUCAGUGGAAAAUUGGUAAAGAGCAUCAUAAGGGUGGUGUUCCAUGACAGACGGCUACAGUACACAGAGCAUCAGCAGCUUGAAGGCUGGAAGUGGAAUCGCCCAGGAGACAGACUUCUCGAUUUAGAUAUUCCAAUGUCUGUGGGAAUAAUUGACACAAGGACAAAUCCAAGCCAGUUAAAUGCAGUUGAAUUUCUGUGGGACCCUGCAAAGCGCACAUCUGCCUUCAUUCAGGUACACUGCAUCAGCACAGAGUUCACUCCACGUAAGCACGGAGGUGAAAAGGGGGUGCCUUUUAGGAUCCAGGUUGACACCUUUAAGCAGAAUGAAAAUGGAGAAUACACAGAUCAUCUUCACUCAGCUAGCUGCCAAAUCAAAGUCUUUAAGCCUAAAGGUGCGGAUAGGAAACAAAAAACUGACCGAGAAAAGAUGGAGAAGAGAACAGCUCAUGAAAAAGAAAAGUAUCAGCCAUCUUAUGACACCACCAUCCUCACAGAGAUGAGGCUUGAGCCUAUAAUUGAAGAUGCAGUUGAACAUGAGCAGAAAAAGUCCAGCAAGCGGACUUUGCCAGCAGACUACGGUGAUUCUCUGGCAAAGCGAGGCAGUUGCUCUCCAUGGCCUGACACCCCCACAGCCUAUGUGAAUAACAGCCCUUCCCCAGCGCCCACAUUCACCUCCUCACAGCAGAGCACGUGCAGUAUCCCAGACAGCAAUUCUUCAUCCCCAAAUCACCAGGGAGAUGGAGUUGCACAGGUGUCUGGGGAACAAAUUCAGCCUUCAGCUACAACCCAGGAAACACAGCAGUGGCUGCUCAAAAACAGGUUCUCUUCCUACACAAGACUGUUUUCUAAUUUUUCAGGUGCCGACUUAUUAAAGCUGACAAAGGAGGAUUUAGUUCAGAUUUGUGGUGCAGCCGAUGGAAUUCGGCUCUAUAAUUCCCUGAAGUCAAGGUCAGUUAGGCCCCGCUUAACCAUCUAUGUCUGCCAGGAGCAGCCGAAUAGCACUGUGCUGCAGGAGCAGCCACAAGCUGCAGGCAGUGGAGGCGAGAGUGGCAGUGGGACACCCUGCGUUUAUCAUGCAAUCUACUUGGAAGAAAUGGUUGCCUCAGAAGUUGCUCGAAAACUUGCCUCGGUGUUUAAUAUUCCUUUCCACCAAAUUAACCAGGUUUACAGACAGGGCCCCACUGGCAUCCACAUUCUUGUUAGUGACCAGAUGGUUCAGAACUUUCAAGACGAGAGUUGUUUUUUAUUCUCCACAGUGAAAGCUGAAAAUAAUGACGGUAUUCACAUAAUUUUGAAGUGAUACCUUAUACAGACUGAACUCUAUUCAGUACCAAAUAAAGUCAUGCUUAAAAGUGUGUGAAGACUGAAUCCAAGAAGUCUUGGGAUUGGAUUUUACUGUGAAAUGUUUCAUAUUGAAAACACAAGAUGACCUUCCUAAUGAGCUGUAGGAGAGACAAGUCUCCUCAUUGUCACUGCCACAGCCCAGUACCCUCAUGAGAGCGAGCACAUCAGUCAACGUGCAACCAGCUCCCGGCCACGGCGUGGGCACAAGUGCCCACUUCCCUAGCAGGGCCAUCGGCCAGAGUUCCCGAAGCAGUCUCUGCAGCCUUUGACACUGUAGCGGUUUGAAAUGAAUGUAAAAACUCAGCCGUGGGCAGUUCCCUUUCUGUGCCAGUCUGGCCUUUGUUGCCUGACCCUUAGCUGACCUGGGUGGAGAUAGGGUGUGUUCUCUGGGAGCUGUGCUGCAGACUCGGCGGCAUCGGUCAGGCAAGAGGCUGAGCACCUUCUCAGAAGUGAUCAUGUCUGAAGGUGUACAUCCGAGGGGGUCAUGCCAGACCAGGGAAGAGCCAAGCAGAGGAGAGGAGCAAGCUAUCAGAAGUACCUUGGUGUGAGGUCAGUGUAAACCCUAAUAGGUACAAAGACUUGGGUGUUUGGCUUUCGCUUCAUGUUUAGCAUUUUAGUUUCCAGAUUUCACCUUUUACAACCCCGUUGCCUUUUAAACUCACGUGGUUUCCUUUGUUCUCAUCUCCCUAUUCUCCAUCCCCGCCCCACCCAGUACACACUUAAGCCUCCCGAGUAGCUGGGACUCCAGGUACUACUUGUUCUGUGCCUGACUCUGUUCUUAAACAUGUUUAAAGCCCUUCCCCAGACAUUAGAACUAGGUGAUCUAACAGGGGAAACAAAGUAUUAUUAUUGUUGAUAGCUUCUGACUUGGUGUUAAAGGGAUCUUUGUUUUGAAUGAGACACAAGUACCCAUGGAAACACUAGAUGUCACAACAAGACACUAAAAGGUACCAUAACACCCCCCUCCCUCGCUCCUCCCCUCAGAUGCUGAGUUUCAGUACAAUCAUGGAUAUUUCUCUGGUGAUUAGUUAGGAGCUGUUAAGGUGUCCUGCUGCUUUGUAACAGGUGUGCCUCUGUAGGAUCACAUGUGCUCGCAUACCACUCUCGAAGGGAGUCUUUGCCUUUUCCCUCCCCAUCACCACCUCUCCAGAGUUCAUCAGCAAACAUUUUGUGAGGCCUGUGGCAGGUCUGAGUUUUAAGAAACUUUUUUCCAUUUUAAUUAAUUAUGUAGCAUCUCUGCCCAUUCACUCAGCUGCUGGCUGUGAAUGUCGGUCUGACCCUUGUUCAGGUGGGUAGGAAUGACUACUUCAGUGGGUAACGGCUUUAACGUCUUGCAUUUUAUUCAUAAUGGGGGUUAAUUAUUUGCCACAAACUAAACUGUCUCCAUGUUUUCAUCUUGGGCUUGGCAGCGCUGUGGCUCUGCAGCCCUUCAGGAGGGGAGCGUUCCCAUCUGCCCUUCCCUUUGCUUUUGUGACCACAUGCUUUCUGUACCAGUCACUUAUUUAGGAAAGAAGCGAAUUUAUCUCUGAAUUGUUUUUAGAGUUUUGCUUGUCUGUCUGUUAGCUUUCUUUUUCGGAUCUCAUGAUUUAUGGAACAAUAAAUGUCAUUUAAUGCUGUGUGCUAUUUUGAAUUCCUGAUCAGGUUUUAGAAGUGGGGUGAAAGUACUUACAAGCUCCUCAGACUUGAAACUGUGCUGAGCAGCACAAAGUGCUAGUCUGUCUCAGUGAAACUGUACAGAACCCACAGCACCAGCAGUUUGCUCCUUUGGUUACUAGGAUGUACAGUUGAGUGUAAUAAAUGUUUUCUGACUGUUUUGUAAA
Messenger RNA from Onychomys torridus (southern grasshopper mouse), 3777 nucleotides. RefSeq names its product upstream binding protein 1 (gene Ubp1). Gene Ontology annotation, cellular component: nucleus. The record is from RefSeq and is a predicted model, not a curated record. The coding region runs from base 24 to 1913 and encodes 629 amino acids. Gene Ontology annotation, biological process: regulation of transcription by RNA polymerase II. NCBI's taxonomy places the organism in Eukaryota, Metazoa, Chordata, Mammalia, Rodentia, Cricetidae. Gene Ontology annotation, molecular function: RNA polymerase II cis-regulatory region sequence-specific DNA binding; DNA-binding transcription activator activity, RNA polymerase II-specific. The transcript is spliced from 16 exons.